Molecule: messenger RNA, 4647 nt
Organism: Caenorhabditis sp. 36 PRJEB53466
Lineage: Eukaryota; Metazoa; Nematoda; Chromadorea; Rhabditida; Rhabditidae
Source: the annotation of a GenBank genome assembly
AUGGAAACGCACGCGGAGACCGUCUGCCGGCUCGUGCCCAACAUUUGUCAGUAUUACACCGCCGACCGGUUCAAUUGGACUCUUGUGCCCAAACACGACUGGUGAAUGAAUCUCUUUUGAACUCUUGCAGUUUAGUCGAAAAUGAGCAAUUAUAGCUGAACUUGUUACCGUCUAGAAACGUGUUUAUAGAGAAACUGAAACUGAAACUGACAUUUCAUUCCAGGUUUAGAACAUUUUAGCGUUCAAUUCAAUUGCACCUAAAAAUGAACUACAUACAUAUAAAAAUACUUUGACUAAAAAUAAGCAAACCACAUUGAAAACUACAAAACAAGCCAUUUUCAAAGUGCGCGUCUAGAAACAGUACAAUACCGAAAAACUGGAAGCCAUUUCGGAAUAUGAUCUUUUUCAGGAUGCAAAGCGAUAAGUACCUCAACGCAGACGUCUCGAAAUGGGUGGACAAGUUUGUGAGUUGGACAGUAUUUACAGUAACUUGUUCUAGAAAAGUUGCGCAUGAAACUGAUGGAGAUUUCACAGUCUCCAGAGCUGACAAUGGGCGCAAGUGCGCGAAAUUCAAAUUUUAACAGCCAAAUGCGUGUUUUUUGCCAGAUUAGCCACGAAAAACCGAUAAUUUCUCAUUUGUCUCUCGAUAGACCGAUUGUUUAGGCUAUUACGAAUUUUUUAAGCGCAAGAGCGUUAAAUUUGGUCAAGUUUGAAGAUUUUUCGCUAAAAUUGCGUGAAUUUCAGUUGCUUUUCGGUAGUUUUCGCGGUUCCAGCGCUCAAAAUGCUUGUAUUUACGUGAUUUAUCAUUCUCAAAACCAAUUCUGUCGGAAAACGAUCAAGAAAGCGCAAAAUGAGAAGUGCGGCGAAGGCGAAAUAGCGAAAUCCGUGAAAAAUGCGCCAAAACAUCAUUAAUUCUGUGAGAAUUAGUGUGUUUUCAUGUCGAACAAUCAUUUUUCAUCGCCGUUGACCACACAAAAAUCAGAGAAAACCAGCUCAAUUCAUGAAAGCCUCUGGAGACCGUGGAUUUAAGGACUUUUCGAAACACGUUUCGAACACUAGACAGUUCGCAAGUUGGCAAGAUUUCAGCGUCGAGAGCACGACGGCGACGACUCGGGACUGCUGACGCUGGUACCGCCGGGACUCUACGUCACCCUCAACAAAUACGUCUUCCCGUUUCAAUUUCUGUUCGGCGUCAUCGGAAAUGUGCUCAAUCUGUGCGUGCUGCUCAGCAGAAACAUGCGAAAUGAGGUGUGUUUAGAGAGUGGAGCGCUUGUGCUACAGUCACCCCGUUUUGCAGGCGAACAUUCUCCUCUCGGCGAUGGCGAUCUGCGACAUCAUCCUUCUGUUCACAAUGCUGCCAGUGUCGCUGGGUGUCUGGUAUCCGAUGUACAUGUCCGACUGGUUCCGCUCGUUCAUCUUCAAGUCGAACACGUGGACCAUAUUCCUGGCCAACUUUUGCUCGUGCAUCACCAGCUGGCUCAUUCUCGCCGUCUCUGUCGAGAGGUACAUGGGCAUCCGGUCGCCGAUUCAUUUCCGCUACCACUGGCGCACCUCGCGCGUCUUCUUCCUCAUUUUCUCGAUCAUCAUCGGCUCGCUCUUCCUCACCUUUUUCCACACCUUCGAGUACAAGUACGGAUACGCGAUGAUCCGCAACGGCACAAAGUUGUACGGAUCUCCGGUUAAUGUUAACAAGGUUUGUGAAUCAUGGAGUAGAACAGAGAUGUUGGGAAUUCCGUGUUCCGUGUUCCGUGUUCCGUGUUCCGCGUUUUUUUCAAUAUUUUUUCCGUGUUCGUGUUCCGUAAAAAAAAAAUUUCCGUGUUCCGUGUUCCGUAUAAACUAUAUUUUCCGCGGAAAAAUGCUCGCCUCGUAGAUCAAAUUUAUCUCCGGAAAGAUUAGGACAAUUGACGUUUUGUGGUCAACAUUUGAAAAUUUUCGGAUUCGGACCAUAUUCGUGAAAAGUGGAUUCCAUUUUCAGUCGUUUUUUACUGUAGUUGUUUACUGUUGUGUUGUUGGUUUUGUUAUUUUUAUGAAAUUUUCAGUAAAACUUUCACAUGAGUCAAACAGCUGCCUUGUCAGUCAGAUAAUCGAAUUAAACAAAACAUUAUUUAAAAAAAAAUCACUGGAAUUCUCUUGAAAACGCUUUUUUCCGUGUUCCGUAAAAAAAAAUUUCCGUUUUCCGUGUUCCGUGUUCCGUAGAAAUAAGUUUUUUUCCGUUUUCCGUGUUCCGUGUUCCGAAAAAAAAAAUUUUUUCCGUUUUCCGUGUUCCGUGUUCCGUAAAAAAAAAAUUUUCCGUUUUCCGUGUUCCGUGUUCCGUAGAGUAAAAUUUUUAUUCCCAACAUCUCUGGAGUAGAAGUCAAUGAAACGAUACUCUUUAAGCUGAUCGAUGUGCCGCAGUGGGUGAAGCAGAUGAUAAACGUGUUCAAAGUGCUUCAAGUGCUGUUCGGAGUGGUCACGCCGACGAUCGGCAUCUUCAUCUUCAACAUGCUCAUCGUGCUCAUGCUCCGCAAGUCCGAGUACUUUAACUUUCGGUCCGCCGAGAGUCACGAACGAUCCAGGUACACUGGAGCAAUAAAACGGGCUCAAUUUCUGGAUCAUUUCACCGACUUCCUCUUUCUUAUUUUCGUAUAGUUAUAUCAUCGUCAUUGUUUUCAAUGAUAAUGUCACCGCAACCUUCUUCUUUUCGGCCUAACGAGCAUUCUCACGGGAAAUGGGGGGAAAUUGAGAACAAAUUUUUGAUAAAUACGCCUCUCAUUUUUCGAGGGACCAUUUCAAAUUUGUUGCAGCCGAAAGUUUUCCGAUCUGGAGCUCCGUCAGAAGCGCGACAUCAAAGUGACGUUCACCGUUUUGGCCAUCAUCUGCUGCUAUUUCGUGACUCAUGUAAGUGGCGGUGCCAAUCAACCGCGAUCUACUACUCCCCAAAUAUUGCGGCCUUCCAGAUUCCGUCCGUCCUUCCAUUUGUGCUCGAGCUGUUCGGUUUGCAUCCGGAUUGGGUCAAAGUGUACGCGAUUCCGAUUGCGAGCUCAUGGCUCAUCACCGGAAAGGUUCGAAAUGUUUUUUACCGCUUCGGAUUGACUUGUUCUCCGCGAAUUCCGUUUGAAGUUUUGAUUAAUGUCAUUUUUAACCUAUAAUUUAAUUGAACGGCUGAAUUUUGACAGACGUCUAGUCAAAAACACUCUUUUCUUGGCCGGGGGAGCCUAAAUUAGUUAAAUUUUGGUCCCCAAAGUUCCGAUUCGCUAAAAAUACGGUUUCAAAGUGUCUAUAUUGAGAAAAUUUGGUUCCGACAACUCGUUUCCAUUGAUCGUUGCUUUUUUUCGGUUCGUUCCUCGAUUUUAGACUAGUGCCGUCCCAAAUUGUAUUCAAAAUGAAGCCCUGACCGGAUUAUUCAGUACAAAAGUGCACAUUUCUGAGGAAAACAUCAGUGAGCACACUAAAACUGCAUUUUGGCUCAAAUCUACCAAUUCUGAUGGUCCAAACUGUAUCAAACUUGAAAAUUGGGGGUCUUACGAUGGUAUUUUUGAAAAUAGAGUUCAACGAAUACAGUUACAAAACGUCAAUGUUGCUGUCUCUUUCUCGAUUGUCCGUUCUGAUCCGAUUCGUGCACAAAUCCUCUCAGAAACACCAAAAAAAGAACUGUCUUCAGGUGGCGAACUUUGUCCUGUUCUGCAUGUCGUCCGAGUACUUCCGUCGCCGCCUACGCGAUCUUCUCCGCGGCCAAGUAAGUUGGUUCCGCUGGAUGUGCACGGAGAAGCGACGGAGCAGGUGGGUGGGCGGUGUGUGCUACUUCUUCUUCUUCUUCUUCUUUUCCUUCUCCUCCUCCUUUUUUCCCAUUUUUUCCUCGAUCGACAACUGAUUCUUCUCAUUUCGUUCGGAAAAUUCAAAGUUCAUUUUACUGUCAAGAUAUUCAAAGUUUUGUUUGAUUUUGACCGCUUCUAGACCCAAAAUCACGUAAUUUUUGUUUGUAGUUGCAACAAAAAUCCAAGCUUUUUGAAGCGAAAAACCAAAGAAAUCCGACUCCUCCUCUUAUUUUGCCUCCUUCCUUGAUUCGAUUCACGUGUGCCACACCCCCACCCACCCACCCACGCAUUCCAAUUAUUAUCAUUUUCUCGUUUUGUUCUUAAUUGAAAAUGCAUGGCUUUGAGUUAAAGUUGAACAAAAGCUUGAACAAAUACUGUAUCAGAAGCCGCAUACAAUUUCGAAACAAUGCUGCCAACUCUAGUUUCAACUGAAAAUGGGCUUCUGGAACGGGAAGUACGGUAUUCUGAAGAUUAAUCAUUUUCAGUUCGACGUGUGCGGAGCCAAAAAGAAGUUCAGUGGUGUCUCUAGUGCGCAAUCGAUUAAAAGUCAGGCUUACCGGCUUAAAAGGUACCGACGUUUGCAAAGCCACGUAUCUCAGUUGUGCGUGAAGAUAUCAAAAUGUUGUCAACUAAUGAAAUGUUCAUUAUAAAAGUGUCUACAUUUUACUAGUUGACAACUUUUUGAUAUCUAUACAGGCAACUGAGAUACAUCGCUUUGAACAAACGGUAUUUUAGAAUUGCCGUUUUACUAAAGAUUUACUACGAAAAAGCAACCGUGACCAUUAAAAACUUCAGAUUCCGCGAUCGAGACGACAUACAAAGACAGAGCAGUUGUCUGACUCAAGUCGAGUGA